AAGGCGGGAACCCUCCUCUUCUCGAAAAAGCAAAACCCCGCAAAUUUCAAUUCAGUCUGUCACGUUUCGGAAUCCCGCAAAACCGACUCCCUUCAUUUCUUCACCUUCACCUCCGCUCGCUCCCCGGCCGCCACUAAGACCACCGAUGUCCGGCGGCGGACGAGCCAUCAACGUCCUGAGCGUGGCGGAGAAGCCAUCGGUGGCGAAGUCGGUAGCCACCCUGCUGUCGAGGGCCCAGGGGAUGCGGGUCCGGGAAGGGCGGUCGCGGUACAACAAGAUCUUCGAGUUCGACUACAGCAUCAGGGGGCAGCACUGCCGCAUGCUGGUCACCUCCGUCACUGGCCACCUCAUGGAGCUCGAUUUCGAGGAGCGGUUCCGCAAGUGGCACUCCUGCGAUCCCGCCGAUCUCUACGCCGCUCCCGUCCGCAAGUUCGUCCCUCAAGACAAAAUGGAUAUAAAGAGGACAUUGGAAGAGGAAGCCAGAAGGUGCCAGUGGCUUGUGUUAUGGCUUGAUUGCGAUAGGGAAGGCGAAAACAUAGCAUUUGAAGUUAUCGACAUAUGCACCGCAGUAAACUGUAAUCUGACCAUAAAAAGGGCUCGGUUCUCUGCUUUGAUUGAAAGGGAAAUACAUGACUCUGUGCAGAAUCUUGUUGAACCCAACCAAUGGUUUGCUGAUGCCGUGGAUGCAAGGCAAGAAAUAGACCUCAGGAUAGGUGCAUCUUUUACAAGGUUCCAGACUAUGCUGCUAAGAGACGCAUUUGUCAUUGACUCUGCUGCAGAUGACCGAAAUCUAGUCCUAAGUUAUGGUCCAUGUCAAUUCCCUACACUUGGCUUUGUGGUGGAACGAUUUUGGGAGAUACAAUCUCAUGAACCUGAGGAGUUUUGGACAAUUAACUGUUCUCACAGAUCUGAAGAGGGCAUUGUGACAUUCAACUGGAUGCGUGGACAUCUCUUUGAUUACACUUGCGCAGCUAUAAUUUAUGAGAUGUGUGUCGAGGAGCCAUCUGCAACUGUCACAAGGGUUAGGCAGCAGGAGAAAUUCAAGUAUCCUCCACAUCCUUUGAGUACCAUUGAGAUGGAAAAACGUGCUUCUAGAUAUUUCCGGAUGAGCUCUGAGCAUACCAUGAAGGUUUCGGAAGAGCUUUAUCAAGCAGGUUUUAUAAGUUACCCUCGUACUGAAACUGACAAUUUCUCUGCCAGGACUGAUUUGCAUGCUAUUGCGCAAGAGCAACAAGGGCAUCCUGUAUGGGGAUCAUAUGCACAGCGUCUACUGGACCCCAGUUCAGGUCUCUGGAGAAACCCCAGCAAUGGUGGCCAUGAUGAUAAGGCCCAUCCACCAAUUCAUCCUACAAAAUUUUCUGGUGGGGAGACAAAUUGGAGUCAGGACCAUCAUAGACUGUAUGAAUUGGUCGUUCGCCAUUUCCUGGCAUGUGUUUCGCAGCCAGCCAUUGGGGCAGAGACCACUGUUGACAUUGAUAUUGCUGGUGAGCAGUUUGUUGCAUCAGGGCGCGUGAUUAUUGCUAAAAAUUACUUGGAUGUUUACCGGUUUGAAUCGUGGGGAGGUUCAGUGAUCCCAACUUAUGUACCUGGACAGCAGUUCAUCCCAACAACUUUGACAUUGGAUUCAGGAGUUACCAGGCCCCCGCCGCUUUUAAGCGAAGCUGACUUACUGAAUUGCAUGGACAAGGCUGGCAUUGGCACUGAUGCCACAAUGCAUGAUCACAUAAAGAAGCUACUUGAUAGGUUCUAUGCGACCAAAGACCAGAACAUGCGCUUCUCACCAACUAACCUGGGUGAGGCUCUAGUCAUGGGAUAUGAUGACAUGGGGUACAAGCUUUGGAAGCCUAACCUCAGGUCAAUGAUGGAAUUUGACAUGAGGGCAGUUAGUGAGGGUUCCAAGACGAAAGCUGAAGUUCUGGAAACCUGCUUGCAGCAGAUGAAAGCUUGCUUUGUAGAUGCCAGGUCAAGUAAACAAAAACUGAUGGAAGCCAUGGCUGUGUUUUUUGAGAGAGCCGCUCGAACAGCUAGAGAUGAGCAGCAUAUGAUGGGAGAAGUUGUUCGGUUAUGUGGACUCUGUCAUCAAUCAAAUAUGGUGCUCAAGCGUAAUCGGGAUGGCAAUUUGAUGGUUGGCUGCCUCGGCUUUCCACAGUGUAGGAAUGUUGUAUGGCUUCCUGGGUCAGUAUCAGAAGCAGUUGUGACGGCCAAUAUUUGCAAUUCUUGCCGUCCAGGUCCUGUCUAUAUGAUUCAGUUUAAGUUUCGUCGGUUGGAAAUUCCUCCAAACUACAGUGUCGACCAUCUAGGAUGCAUUGGUGGAUGUGAUGACACUCUUCAACAGUUAACAGAAAUAUGUGGAACGGGUUCUCGUAUGUCAGCAGCAAGAGCAGGAGCGCCCACUCCUUCGUCGACUUCUGUCCAUAGGACUAACAGUAGACAGCAGGCUUGCAGCAACUGCCGGCAAUUGGGGCAUUCUUCCACCAGUUGUCCCUCAGUCACUUCUGGCACUCGAAAUUCUCGGUCUCGCAGAGAAGACCAACAAGAUGGAGGGUUGUCAAUUUCCUGUAAUACAUGUGGAGCAUCAUGUCCUUUGAAAACUGCUAAUACCGCAAAUAACAAAGGACGGAAAUUUUACUCGUGUCAGUCAGAAGGAUGCAAUUUCUUCGUGUGGGAGGAUAGCCUCCAAAAUGGUGGAGGAAGACAUGGUGCAAAUGGAGGUGCCAGUAACUCAAGAGCUCAUUCCAAUAGUUUGGGUGGCCGUGGAAGGCGUGGAAGGGGUGGACGAGGUAGUAACAAUGCCACCGAUGGGACUUUUGUUUCUGCGACUGGUGACCCCGUUAGCGGCAGAUGUUAUGUUUGUGGAGAUCCUUCACAUUUUGCUAAUGUCUGCCCAAAUCGAUAUGCUUAAUGCCUUCCCCUGCAUGAAACUCUAGCUGCCUAUUCUCCUUUUCAAUGUCAAUCCAAUCUAAG
This is a messenger RNA of Rhodamnia argentea, 2964 nucleotides long. RefSeq names its product DNA topoisomerase 3-alpha. Gene Ontology annotation, biological process: DNA topological change. Gene Ontology annotation, molecular function: DNA topoisomerase type I (single strand cut, ATP-independent) activity; DNA binding; zinc ion binding. Gene Ontology annotation, cellular component: nucleus. Lineage: Eukaryota; Viridiplantae; Streptophyta; Magnoliopsida; Myrtales; Myrtaceae. The record is from RefSeq and is a predicted model, not a curated record. The transcript has 24 exons. The coding region runs from base 146 to 2902 and encodes 918 amino acids.